CCAACAGCAGUACCGAACCGUUCACUUCACUUCCAUUUCCUCGUUUUUGAGUUUAUCCGUUUGUAUGGUUUGUUAUUGACAUGCGAACCUAAAUAAUGUCGGUACAUUUUUUUAUCAGGUGCAUGUAUAGUCUACUGAAGCCGAUGCUGCUCUUUUUACUGCUUACUUGCCCUCUGGGUGUCCUGCUCUUUUACGCUCUGAGAAGAAGAGUCCAGCAGAGGGGUAGAAGUCAGUUCAGUCACCUGAGGGAGCAAGACCAGGAUGGGAAGAAGCCGGUGGUGGUGGGUUUCUUCCACCCGUACUGUAAUGCCGGUGGGGGAGGGGAACGGGUGCUGUGGUGUGCCAUCGCAUCUUUGCAGGAAAGGUACUCCUUUGUGAAGUGUGUGGUGUACACAGGUGAUACCGAUGUCGGGGGGGAAGAGAUCAUUCGCAAGGCCAAGCAACGCUUCAACAUCACCCUCACCAAACCCGUAGAGUUUGUCUAUCUCAAGAAACGCCGCAUGGUGGAGGCUGAGACUUAUCCUUUCUUCACCCUCCUGGGGCAGAGCCUUGGCUCCAUGGUGCUAGGCUGGGAGGCCCUGACAAGCUGUGUGCCAGAUGUGUACAUCGACUCCAUGGGCUACGCCUUCACCCUCCCACUCUUCAAGUACUUUGGCCAGUGCAAGGUGGGCUGCUAUGUACACUACCCGACCAUCAGCACUGAUAUGCUUGGCCGGGUGGCGAAGCGGACGGCCACAUACAACAACCCUGGCUUUGUCGCCCGGAGCCGCGUGCUCAGCUCCCUCAAGUUGGUCUACUACCGCUUGUUUGCCCGUCUCUAUGGGGUUAUGGGUGCACGAAGUGAUGUGGUGAUGGUCAACUCCUCGUGGACGAAUGGACACAUACAAGACAUCUGGCAGAUACCAGCACGGACGAGCGUUGUGUACCCGCCUUGUGACACGGACGCCUUCCUUCAGCAGCCGCUGGUUCUCGAAGAGGGACGAAAGCAGCAUGUCAUUGUAUCCAUCGCUCAGUUCCGACCGGAGAAGGAUCACCCUUUGCAGAUCAAGGCUUUUAAUGAGCUCCUCAGGAGAUACCCAAUGGAGGAGUGGAACAGCCUCCGACUAGAGCUGAUCGGCAGUUGUAGGAACAAAGGCGACGCCGAUCGCAUUGACAUGCUGAGGGAGAUGUGCGAGGAUUUCAACAUCCGUCCCAAUGUUGACUUCUUGCUUAACAUUUCAUUUGAUGAUCUCAGAGCACAUCUGUCUGCUGCAACCAUUGGACUGCACACUAUGUGGAAUGAACACUUUGGAAUAGGUGUUGUGGAAUGCAUGGCCGCAGGGACAGUUAUCGUGGCCCACGACUCAGGGGGGCCAAAGAUGGACAUUGUGGUGGAAAUCAAUGGCAAAUUGACAGGGUUCCUUGCCAAUGACGUGAAGAGCUAUGCUGAUGCCAUGGAAGCUAUCCUCAAGAUGACUCCCGAGGAACGGUUGGAGAUCCGACAGAGUGCAAGAGCAUCAGUGGAACGAUUCUCCGAGCAAGAAUUCAAGAAAGGUUUCCUUGCCGCAACAGAAGUGCUGAUCAACUAACUUAAACUUACAAAAAUAAUUUUCAGGCCAACCAUAGCCUAACCUCUCUUUUUUUUAAAGACAUUAUUGAAGAAAUUACUUUGGAGGUUCAGAUUAAGAAUUUUUUAUUAGUUUAAAUUAUGAAAUUAAUGCUAAUCUCCAUUUUUGUUUCAUCAAAAUUGUACAUAACCACUUUAUUUUUUUUUAAAGAAGAUGAUAUUCAUCCUGUUAAGCAUUCCUUCAAAAUAUCGACGAUUAUAUUGUGCAUACUAAGAUUCUCCACUUUUCCAAUUAUUCAGAACAUUUUCUCAGAUCAUUUUUCUGCAUGCAUUCUGAAUACUAGUCCAACGUUCAUGACUUACAGCUCAUUUACUCGCAUCCUACUUCCUGUGCUCUCAAGCAUGUUGGCUCCAGAAAAUUCUUCGAAAUUUUGUCUGGAAUAGAUUUCUCAAUUGGUAGCCAAUCCAAACCUGGGAAUAUAUUAUCUGUUAUCGAAUACACUGAGAUCAAGUCACAGGUGCAGUGCCUUACGUUAUCAUGCCAUUAAUCAGUGUGCGCAUCUGUUUCCAUAGAAACGGGCAGUGAACUGUGUGUUAGUUUACAUUAUCUUGUGCACUUGACAGCAUGGUUCACUUCUCCGUCAUUAAAAAAGCUUAAAUGAUGUAUAUUUGAACGUGAUUAUCAAUGCUAUUUUUUUAUCCGUUUUCAUUAUUGCUUGUGAAGUAGGCCUACCCUAGUAUAAUGAGAACCAAACAAAGAAUUUAAAGAUUUAUGUUAUGCAAAAGCUUCAAUCUUUUUCAAUUUUCAAAGGUCUUUGAGUCACAAAUCACAUUAAAGCAUCAUUUGCAAUCUUUCAGCUUGUCAUUAA
Acanthaster planci (crown-of-thorns starfish) is the source of this 2415-nucleotide messenger RNA. It is a transcript of the gene alg11, whose product is annotated as ALG11 alpha-1,2-mannosyltransferase. Gene Ontology annotation, biological process: protein N-linked glycosylation; dolichol-linked oligosaccharide biosynthetic process. Gene Ontology annotation, molecular function: GDP-Man:Man(3)GlcNAc(2)-PP-Dol alpha-1,2-mannosyltransferase activity. Gene Ontology annotation, cellular component: endoplasmic reticulum membrane. The record is from RefSeq and is a predicted model, not a curated record. NCBI's taxonomy places the organism in Eukaryota, Metazoa, Echinodermata, Asteroidea, Valvatida, Acanthasteridae.